Messenger RNA from Heterobilharzia americana, 204 nucleotides. The record is from the annotation of a GenBank genome assembly. Lineage: Eukaryota; Metazoa; Platyhelminthes; Trematoda; Strigeidida; Schistosomatidae.
AUGAUAAAUAACAAUGAUAAUAAUGUUGUUAUGUCAGUACUACGACAGGGAAUUUCUCUGUAUGGUACAUACGACAUAUGUCUGUCACAUAUUCAGCAUUAUGUGGAUACCGAUAAUGCCAAUACGAAUGUUGGUAACAACACUAAUAUAUCUGGUAAUGAUAAGAUUAUUGAGAAACUGAUUACAACAUAUGCUGAUGAAUGA